AGUUUCUUUUAAUUUGGUCAAAGUCAAAAGUAUCUUUCUUUAUUUCAAACUUCACCCAAAGCUUUUAUGAUUAGGCAAUUCAGUCCUGAGGUUUCAAACCCUUUUAAAUCAAUCUUCCAUGUUUUUGAACUUAAUCAAAUCAGUCCUUUUAAUCUUUGUUUGUGUUUAUGGUGCAUGCAUGUCUUCGAUUUCCUCCAUUUUUGUAAUACCCCAAAAUUUUGUGAUAUUUUAGCAUUAAGUGAGGACCUUUGUGAGAGGAAAUAUGGUUUUGGGACUUAAUAGCCAAAGAUUUCAAAGUUCAGGGACUUAUAGGAGGAAAAUCUAGAAGGGUCGGCUACUUUUCUUUUUCUUCUUUCUUCUUCUUCUUCUCCCCGUUGCAGCCACCCGAAAGAAGAAAAAAAAAAAAGGGAACCCGGCACCAGCCUUGGAGAAAUCGGUAGAAAGCUUGAAAUUCCCCAUUCUUUCUUGUUCAAUAACCAGAUUUGGAGCUUAGAAUUGCCCCCCUCUCUGCAGAAAUCCGGAUCUACUCUGCUCUGCUCUGUCUUCACUGCCGGCUGCUCCUGCUUUGUGGGGUGCGAAUUGCUCGAGUUUUUGAUUGCCGCCGGCCUUCCCCCAAUUGCAGUCCGGUUUUGCUUGUUAAAUUCCGGUAUGUGACAGCCCUCCAACCCCGAAUUUUUCCGUUAAUUUGCUGCCUUGAAUCUUGAAUUUUCUGCCUUUGAUUUGCCCUUCUACUGUUCGAGAAUUUCUGUUGAAAUUGGGGAUGAAUUUUGGCAGCAUUAAGUUAUGUUUUAAGCUUGGUUUAGCUAGUGUUUUGGCCAAUUUUGGAAGUGCAGUUAUUGUUCACGAUACUGUUCACGGCACUGUUCACAGGUCACUGUUCACGCACCGAUGGCCAACAAUUAACAGGGAUUUAAAUGAUUAAUUUGUAAUAUAAGAACAAAUUUGGAAAUGUUCGGUUAUGUGGAGAUUGAUAGGAAUAGCAUUGUGAUUAGGGGGUAGUCAUGGUGAUUUUACUUUUGAAUCCGUGGUACGGUAUUAAUUUUGGAUAUUUUGAUUAGGUUCCUUAUCGUUCUAUCAGUUUAGCAUUGAGAUCGAGUCUUCGGUUUUAUGCGAGUGAGGUAAGUAAAUUUAUGAUAAUGCCCGUACAGUUUUUAAAAGCAUGUUUUGAUUUGUUUUUGAAGUGGUGGCGGGACUAAACCCGUUUUAUGCAAAAGUAAGUAUGAUUGAUUUGAAAUAAAUUUUUAUACUUUUCAUUAAAUUGAGCAUGCCUACUUGAAAUUUAAUUGAUUGUCCUGAUGAUUUGAAAGUGAUUGGUGAAUUAUGGUUUUUUUUGUUAACUUCUGUCUGUUUUGUCUCCGAUGUGGUUAUGUUAUUAAUGAUCCUGCUAGUGGGGGUUAAACCCUAGCACAUGUCGACAUGUUAUUGAUAGAAUCGGUUCGUUCAAGUGUAGCUUGCCAGUGGGAGGUUUAUAACACUGAUCAUGACCUAUAGAGGAGACGUCUAUUUCGUUCCUGUACUGUAUCCGUUUUUCGUGAUUGCACUUGUUGGCAUGCUAUAAGUUUAAUAAGGGCACUCCAUAUUUACUUACUGAGUUUAUCUCAUAGUUUUUCCUUGUCCACUAUUUCAGGAAGCGAAACCGAGGACGGGGAAACCACGGGAAGUGACGAGUUAAAAACCUAGCCAUUUCAAGAUUGAUAUAGAUUUUAGAUAUAGAUCAUGAUCUUGUAAACUGGAUUUUAAUUGGAGAUUUUAUAAAUUCAUUGAAUGGAUUGUUAGUUACAAGAGAUUUGACCUUGAGAUUUUGGUGGUAUCAGAUUGAGAUUGUGAUAUGAUAAGUUCCGAGCCUUGUGUAUUUGU
Molecule: messenger RNA, 1857 nt
Organism: Rubroshorea leprosula
Lineage: Eukaryota; Viridiplantae; Streptophyta; Magnoliopsida; Malvales; Dipterocarpaceae
Source: the annotation of a GenBank genome assembly